This is a messenger RNA of Epinephelus moara (kelp grouper), 718 nucleotides long. Its product is annotated as follitropin subunit beta-like. The record is from RefSeq and is a predicted model, not a curated record. Gene Ontology annotation, biological process: G protein-coupled receptor signaling pathway. Bases 120 to 584 code for a protein of 154 amino acids. Gene Ontology annotation, molecular function: hormone activity. Gene Ontology annotation, cellular component: extracellular region; cytoplasm. The transcript has 3 exons. NCBI's taxonomy places the organism in Eukaryota, Metazoa, Chordata, Actinopteri, Perciformes, Serranidae.
CAGAUAUUCACAGGGGGGAGAGGAACGGGGCAGAGUUGGGGAACUGAGUGGACACAGCAAGAGGAAGAACUGAAAUUAUUUCAUGCUCAACACUUAAAUACAUAUUGUUGUCACUGGACAUGACAGGUCAUACAUCAAGCAUGCCUUUGUCAGUGUUGACAUGCAUGCUUCUGUGUGCCCUGGUGCAUGGAGCAGUGUGUGCCUGUAUGCUGAAGAAUCACACCCUAUGGAUUGAGAGUGACGACUGUGCCCAGUGUGUGGCCAUCAGCACCACCAUCUGCAGCGGCUACUGUUACACACAGGACACCAAUUUGAAGGGACGCUUUGGGAGGAGUUUCCUGAUCCAGCGCAGCUGUGUGCCUCUCUCCCUGGUGUACCGACCCGUCCGUGUGCCAGGCUGCCCUCAGGACGUCAACCCACAGCUGUAUUACGCUGCUGCCCGCCGCUGCAGCUGCAGGCGCUGCGACACGCGCACACACCACUGUGUCCGCACCCGCCGGAUCCCUAACGAUACAUGCACCCUGACCCUUGGCGAUGUGACAAGUCUGGAAACAUCCCGCCGUGGGAACGUGACAGCGUCCUGACACCAGCAACGCACACGCAUGGCAUAAUGAUACACCUGAUGGACCAGCGGCGUUUCUGUGUCCUGACUGUGUUAUGCAUCUCAGCAGUUCAUGUUGCUUUCUCUAGUUUGUUAGGCAAUGUAUUGCAAUAAAAC